GUCCGGUGCCUGAAACCAGUUGUAAAAGAAUAAUGUUGUCCAGAUCCAUUGCCAGAAACUUUGCCGGUAUUCGCCAGUUCUCGUCCACUGCGUCCGUGCUGGGCACCAAGGUGUACUUUGUGCCAGCCAUUGAUGGAAGAAAGCUCGACAGAAUCGAAUUCGAGUUGUACGAUGACGUUGUUCCAAAGACCACCGAGAACUUCAGAGCCCUCUGUACCGGUGAGAAGGGCUUCGGCUACGAAGGGACCCCAUUCCACAGAGUGAUUCCUCAGUUCAUGCUCCAAGGUGGUGAUAUCACCAUGGGUAACGGCUUUGGAGGCAAAUCCAUCUACGGCGACCGCUUCCCAGAUGAGAACUUCAUCAAGAAGCACACCAAGCCGGGUUUGUUGUCAAUGGCCAACGCCGGCCCAAACACCAACGGGUCGCAGUUCUUCAUCACCACUGUCCCAUGUCCAUGGUUGGACGGCAAGCACACCGUUUUCGGCGAGGUCAUCAACGGCUACGACUCCGUCAAGACCAUCGAGGCCUACGGUACCGCCAGCGGUAAGACCAGAGCCAAGAUCACCAUUGCUGAGUGCGGUGAGCUCAAGGAGUAAGAACGCAUAGCGCACCCGCACGCCUCUUCCCUAUGCGCAGUAAGUCAGCUUGGAGGGCCUACCACGUCCAUCAACGACGCCAGUGCCCCG
Messenger RNA from Williopsis jadinii, 686 nucleotides. RefSeq names its product peptidylprolyl isomerase CPR3 (gene CPR3). Bases 33 to 596 code for a protein of 187 amino acids. Gene Ontology annotation, biological process: protein folding; protein peptidyl-prolyl isomerization. The transcript has 3 exons. NCBI's taxonomy places the organism in Eukaryota, Fungi, Ascomycota, Saccharomycetes, Phaffomycetales, Wickerhamomycetaceae. Gene Ontology annotation, molecular function: peptidyl-prolyl cis-trans isomerase activity. The record is from RefSeq and is a predicted model, not a curated record.